AUGUCGCGCGUGUUCCGCUUGUACGGCUCGUUCUGCGCCACCCACCCGUGGGAGGUGAUCGUGGCCGUGGUGACCCUCACGACUUGCCUGCUCACCGUCGACCAGAAGAAGGAGCCCCCGGCGCAGCCCUGCCCCGGAUGCUUCGAGGAGCAGUUCAAGGCGGUGGACGUCAUCGUCAUGACCGUGAUCCGGUGCUUGGCCAUCCUGUACAGCUCGCACCAAUUCCGCAACUUGCAAAAGCUCGGCUCCAAGUACAUCCUCGGCCUCGCCGGCCUCUUCAUCGUGUUCUCCAGCUUCGUGUUCACUUCCACUGUCCUGAAUUUCCUCCAAAUCGAUCUGGUGGAUCUGAAGGACGCGCUGUUCUUUUUCCUGUUGUUGAUUGACCUGUCCAAAGCGGCCACUUUGGCCCAGUUCGCGCUGACUGCCUCCAGUCAGGAGGAGAUAAGUAGUAAAAUUGCAAGGGGCAUGUCUGUCCUGGGGCCCACUAUUACGCUGGAUACGGUCGUCGAGACUCUAGUCAUUGGGGUGGGGACCCUGUCGGGGGUCCACCGCUUGGAGAUGCUUUCGUAUUUUGCGUGUCUUUCCGUUUUAGUCAAUUAUGUUAUUUUCAUGACGUUCUACCCCGCGUGUUUGUCGCUAAUGUUGGAGUUGGCCCGAAUCUCGAAUUUCUACGGGGAAAAGCAACCAAUUGUCUCGAAAAUGCUGCUCGAAGAGAACGAAAAAGCAAAUCCAGCUGUACAACGUGUUAAACUCAUAAUGUCAAUCGGACUCACUGCUGUGCACGUCCACAGUCGUUGGUUCGUCAAAGACGAAAGCACAGACAGCGAAAUUAUCACAAACACCGACCACCAAAAUUGUGCCGAAGACUCAGUUUACGGUUAUUUGAUGAAACAGUUCGCUCUGAGUGCCGACCACAUCGUAAUCCUAAUCCUGGUGGUGACCCUGAUCAUCAAAUUCAUAUUUUUCGAAAACGACGACCACUUGAAACAAGCUAUAGACGAUGAGCCACCUCACGUCCUCAAACGCCAAAAAUGCAUCACCAAAGCCGAGUCAAUAAACGAGGAGAAGGAAGUUCAAACCAACGACGAAGAAAUCGAAAGUUUGGACGAGACAAACACCCGAAACCUCGAAGAGUGUCUCCAGAUUUACCGCUCGGACGGAGCGUCCAAACUUAGCGAUAAGGAAGUGAUCCUACUCAUUGACACCAAACACUUGCCGGCCUACAAUUUGGAAAAAGCGGUCAAGAAUCAAGAACGCGGGGUUAAAAUCCGGCGCCAACUGAUCCAAAGUUUGGCCAAAUGCGAGUCAGCGUUUCUCAACCUCCCGUAUAAACACUAUGACUAUAGUAAAGUCAUGGGUGCGUGUUGCGAGAACGUGAUUGGAUACAUUCCCGUACCAUUGGGCGUGGCUGGGCCUUUGGUACUUGAUGGUAAACAAUACUACAUCCCCAUGUCGACCACUGAGGGUUGCCUGAUUGCCAGCGCCAAUCGGGGCUGUCGUGCGGUGGAACAUUGCGGUAUUAAGAGCCGAAUCGUUUCCGACGGAAUGACUCGAGGGCCUGUCGUUCGUUUUAAUUCCAUAACGAAGGCGUCCGAAGUCACGCUCUGGUUGGAAAAACCGGAGAAUUUCCUCAAAGUCAAGGAAAAUUUCGAUUCGACGAGUCGUUUCGCGCGUUUGUCGCGGAUUACAAGCCGGGUUGCUGGUAGAUACCUGUUUUUGCGGUUCGUGGCCGAGACGGGUGAUGCCAUGGGCAUGAAUAUGCUGUCGAAAGGGACGGAAAAAGCGCUGUUUUUCGUCCAGAGGUUCUUCCCCGAGAUGGAGAUUCUGAGUUUGAGUGGGAAUUACUGCGCGGAUAAGAAGCCAGCCGCUGUGAAUUGGGUCGAAGGCCGGGGGAAGUCCGUGGUUUGUGAAGCGAUAGUUUCGGGUGAUGUCGUUUCGUCAGUAUUAAAGUCGUCGACGCAGGUCUUGGUCGAUUUGAACACUUCCAAGAAUAUGAUCGGGUCGGCCAUGGCCGGGAGUAUUGGGGGGUUUAAUGCCCACGCUGCCAACAUCGUGACCGCGAUUUUCAUCGCAACUGGCCAAGACCCCGCUCAGAACAUAGCCAGUAGUAACUGUAUUACCAUAAUGGAGCCGUGGGGCGACAAUGGGCAAGAUUUGUACGUUUCUUGCACCAUGCCAUCCAUCGAAAUCGGUACCAUUGGCGGUGGUACCAUCCUUCCAGCGCAGUCUGCGUGUUUGGAUAUGUUGGGUGUGCGGGGGCCCAACGAGGAGUCCCCAGGAGCCAACUCCAAACAACUGGCGAGGAUUGUCUGUGCGACAGUUCUGGCAGGGGAGUUGUCGCUAAUGGCGGCUUUAGCGACAGGACAGUUAGUUAAAAGUCACUUAAAGUACAAUCGUUCGUAUUCAGAGAAGGAUUCUCAGGAUUGUUGUAAAACUUAGAUUUAAUAAAUAGUGAAAAGUAUAAAA
Molecule: messenger RNA, 2466 nt
Organism: Tribolium castaneum (red flour beetle)
Lineage: Eukaryota; Metazoa; Arthropoda; Insecta; Coleoptera; Tenebrionidae
Product: 3-hydroxy-3-methylglutaryl-coenzyme A reductase
Exons: 2
Coding region: 1-2439 (812 amino acids)
Biological process (GO): sterol biosynthetic process; coenzyme A metabolic process; isoprenoid biosynthetic process
Cellular component (GO): peroxisomal membrane; endoplasmic reticulum membrane
Molecular function (GO): hydroxymethylglutaryl-CoA reductase (NADPH) activity; protein binding; NADP binding
Source: RefSeq, a predicted model, not a curated record